This is a messenger RNA of Xenia sp. Carnegie-2017, 3935 nucleotides long. Its product is annotated as cadherin EGF LAG seven-pass G-type receptor 3-like. Gene Ontology annotation, cellular component: plasma membrane. The record is from RefSeq and is a predicted model, not a curated record. The transcript has 16 exons. Gene Ontology annotation, molecular function: calcium ion binding. NCBI's taxonomy places the organism in Eukaryota, Metazoa, Cnidaria, Anthozoa, Malacalcyonacea, Xeniidae. Gene Ontology annotation, biological process: homophilic cell-cell adhesion; cell-cell signaling. The coding region runs from base 137 to 3871 and encodes 1244 amino acids.
AUUUCCCAACAGAGAUGAGCUAGAUGUUUGUGGUACCAUCCGCGAUGUUAUCGUUCGCAAUUCAGGACGCUUCUUCAGGAUUUUGAUACGAAACACAAAUAAUGAAGUAGAGUAUGAAAACGAAGACGCUCGUUUUAUGACGUCUCGUGCAAAAAGCAAACUGGAUGUCCUCGCAUCUCUUGUAAACAAUGUAUUGAAAAGAGAGAAGGUGCGCGUGAUUCAAGCGUGGACAGAUCAAGUUCGUGAAGAUGAUCCUAUUUCAUUGCAUUAUGAAGGUCGUUCUCUAAAACUUACGACUACAGGUGGAAAGCGUAAUCUCGAGCGGCUGGCUGGCCUUGCCAUUGAAGCUGGUUUUGAUUGGGUCACGUUUGAUGAUCCGAAUUACAUACGGGCAUCUGUUAUCCCGGAUGUUUGUCAGACGUCCAUUGACCUUGUUUUUCUCCUGGACAACUCUGGUAGUGUCAAAAAAGAUGAUUUCGAAAAAGUAAAGGAGUUUGUUAAGCGCGUAAUCAAUUUUUUUAACAUUGGAGUCGACGGUACACAUGUUUCAGUCGUCACAUAUGAUGUUGUUGUAAAUAUUGCCUUCAAACUUCGUCAGUAUUUCAAUAAAACCCAGCUUAGGAAUGCGGUGGAUGAUGUCGAGUAUCGCGGUUUUCUUACUUACACUGGUGAAGCUUUGAAUGCAGUACGCCAGCGUGUGUUGACAAAGGAGGCUGGAAUGCGUGUUGAUGAUGGUAUUCCAAAGAUUUUAAUUCUUUUAACCGACGGUCACUCGAACGGCAAUGUUAAACCAAUCAUACCAGCCACUAAGUUACGAGCGGCCGGCGUAAGUAUCUUUUGUAUUGGCGUUGGUGAUUCCAUAUCACAAACAGAACUACGAGAGAUUUCCUCUGAUCCUGACGAGGAUUAUGUUUUUACUCUGAGUAAUUUCAAUGAACUUGCGAGUUUCGUGGAUCGCGUCAGCUCCGAUUCCUGUGGUGAGGGUUCUUCGAUCGAUUCAUGCAAAGUGGCAAAAACGUCAGUCGAUAGCGGUUCUUUUAAAUAUUUUCGUACAACGUUUGUCGUCGUGACGAGCUCCGAGGUCAGCAUUGAAAUCAGGGAUUUGAAAGGUGUGAGCCAUUUGUACGCAUCUUCCAGGAGUAAGAAUCCCGGACCUUUGGAUACAGCUAGCGUUAAAAAUGAAGAGAAUACCUCGCCUAAAGCUGUGUCCGUUGUUGUUGACAACACUACUAAGACGGUAUAUGUUGCCGUACAAGGACAAGCUGCCGUAAAUGAGUUUACUCUUUCCUUUUGGGAUAACUUGUUUGCAAAUAGUGGAAAAUUUCAAGUGAAUGUGAUUGAAGGUGGAAAUGCUGGUGAAAUACUACAAUUGAGUUUGGUACCAAACCUUUACAAUUUGACUUUCCAAAUAUCCGACGGAAACAAGUCCAUUUUCUCCGUUACUUCAUCGGCACCCAAUUUAUCAACGAUGAAAGCAUUGGAUUAUGAAACGGCCAAAAAACACACCGUUGUCGUUGUUGCAAUUGAUACGUUGAAUCCUUGUCAUAAGAGCCGUGCGCUCGUUAUUGUCAAUGUCAUUGACAUUAAUGACAACAGUCCAAAAUUUGACAAGAAUAGUUACACUGCCAGUGUUCCUGAGAACUCGAGGGCUGGAACUCAUGUUAUAAAGGUGUCUGCCACAGAUGCAGAUUCUGGCGAUAAUGGACGUAUUACAUACACCAUUACAUCAGGCAGUCAAAAUGGUUUGUUUAAAAUCGACGUUGAUGGUGAUGUCACUGUGCAUGGUUCUUUGGACUUUGAAUCGACGCGUAAAUACACGUUGAUCAUCAAGGCAGAGGAUAACGGUCGACCAAAUCGUCGUUCCAGCUCUGUCCAGUUGGUUGUACAUGUCACAAAUGUUAAUGAAGCACUGAAGCUGAGUUGUAGUGCCAACUGUAUUUAUACGGUAUCAGAAGAGUCUAGAAAUGGUACGAACGUCGGCAAGUUAAUCGUCAAUGAUCCAGAUAAAGAUGUAAAUUGUACCUUUCAGUACAAUGUUCCAAGAGUAGAAGCAGAAAAGUUCAGCAUUGACAGCAAUGGAGAUUUGCUAACCAAGGCUGCGCUUGAUCGCGAGACACAGGCACAAUAUAUGUUUUACAUCACUGUCAAAGAUUGCGGGUUGCCACCGCUGACUGAUAGUAUUCGUGUGCUCAUUACAGUUAGUGACGUGAACGAUAACAGCCCAAAGUUUUCCGGUCCUUAUAAGGUUAAUGUACCUGAAAGUGAAGCAUCUGGCACCCCUAUCUUACAGGUUCAAGCUUCAGACGAUGACAAAGGUGUUAAUGCUGAGCUCAAGUAUUCUUUAACUGGAGUGGAUUCAAGCAAAUUUAGUAUCAACGAAGACAACGGGACUAUAACAAUAACUGGUACACUGGACUACGAAGUGAAGAAGAGUUACGUUUUAACUGCCAUUGUGUGCGACCAAGGACCCGGGAACAAUAAUGCUUCUGAAAUGGUCAUUGUGAAUGUAACAGACGUGAACGACAACGAACCUGUGUUCCAAGGAACGCCAUAUGUCGUGCAAGUGUUGGAAAAAUCUAGCAUUGGCACAUUCGUUAUAAAUGUGAACGCUACGGAUAAGGAUUCUGGUGUCAAUGGCGAAGUAAAGUACUCUGUAAGCUCAGGAAAUAGUGAUGGUGCUUUUCAAAUUCACGCUGAUACUGGUGUUAUAACAGUUGCCUUGACAUUGGACAGGGAAACAAAAUCUUCAUAUUCGUUGGUUGUACAAGCUAAGGAUUCUGGUUCGCCAUCACUCAGUACUGAGACAACAGUGAAGAUUAAUGUUGGCGAUGCCAAUGACCAUUCUCCAGUUUUUCAAGGCACACCGUAUUCGAUCUCUGUUCCCGAGAAUGCUGAUAUCAAAAAUCCUUUGAUUACGGUAUUUGCUACAGAUGAAGAUAAUGGCGUGUUUGGUAGUAUAACCUAUAGCAUCAAUGCUCCUUUGGAUGAAACAUUUUCUGUAGAUGCAAAUGGUCGUAUUCGUAGUCUAACUCCAUUGGAUUACGAAAAAGUUAACUCUUACAAUCUAACGGUGGUAGCAACUGACGGAGGUGGGUUAAAGACCUCCACAUCUGUCUCGAUUAGCGUCACAGAUGUCAAUGAUAACGCUCCCAAAUUCGAUCGCAAUCCAUACACUGGGUCCGAGAGCGAGAAUCUUGACUCUAACCACGUGGUUGGCACGGUCAUUGCACGUGAUGCAGACUCGGGUCAAUUUCGGUCCGUGAUUGAUUUUACUGGAAUUCUAAAAGCAAAGAAGGUUUUAGAUCGCGAGAGUGUCACCAGGUAUUCUCUAGUAGUGACGGCAACUGAUCGAAGCAAUCCCAUGUUAUCCUCCUCUACCACUGUCGAAGUAAUUAUCUUGGAUAAAAACGAUAACGCACCGAAGUUCCUUGAGAAUCCAUACAACUGUACUAUUGAUGAAAAUUCUGCCAUUAAUUCUCGAGUUUGUAGCGUACGCGCUUUGGAUGACGACUUUGGCGAAAAUGCUUCUAUUUCGUAUGAGUUUGCCAGGCAAAACUCUAGAUUUAGCGUCGAUAAGGACAACGGCGAAAUAAAGGCCUUGGUAAGUCUGGACAGGGAAGAAACAUCCAGCUACGUGCUUGAGAUCAUCGCAAAAGACGGGGGAUCACCGAGUAAAAGCUCCAAUGUUAUCGUUAACGUAAUUGUAAAUGAUCUAAACGAUAAUGAACCAAGAUUUAAUCAGUCAUCCUUCAGUUUUGGUGUCAGUGAGGAUGCUUCCUUGAGUACGAUGGUUGGGCGAGUUUUUGCCAAUGAUAAAGAUGAAGGAUUGAACGGUGAAAUCGUCUUUACCAUCACAAAUAUUAAUACGUAAGUGUUUGUAUUUAAAUAGGGAAAUCAUCUGUGUCAUCACAAAUAUCAAUGUGUAAGUGUUAACG